Molecule: messenger RNA, 38522 nt
Organism: Coregonus sp. 'balchen'
Lineage: Eukaryota; Metazoa; Chordata; Actinopteri; Salmoniformes; Salmonidae
Source: the annotation of a GenBank genome assembly
UUUUUUUGUAGUAGGAAAUGGAGCCUAGAAGAAUCCUCACACAGACCCUAUUUGUGUUCUUUCUUACCACCGGACUAAAUGAAGGAAAGCAUGGUGCAAAGUUGUAUUCAGGUGAGUGUUUUUAUUCAGUAAGUAUGGGUGUUGUUAAAGGUGGUCUUAUUUUGGUGUCCAACAGAGAAUGUAUAGGACUGCGUAUGUUAUGCAUUUAUAGUAGUACUGCAAAUUCAAUCCAUGUGACUGAAUCACAGUCAUAAACAAUUCCUACACGAACUGCUGUAUAUACUGUGGCUUCACUUUACCAACUGUAACCAAAAUGAGUUUCUAAUUCUUUACAUAUUAAAUUAUUUUUUUCAAAGCAGCAUGAAAUUAUCUCAGUUAACUUUUCUAUAUUUACUGUACCACCCUAUCCAUGUUUUAAGCAACUGCCAUAUCCAAAGUACAAUGAAAUGUGUAGAUUUUACAAAAAAUAUAAUUUGAAAGAAAAUUUGCAAACUAUCUUUUGUUAUCAGUUAUGACUCAUGUCUUCUAAUUUACUUAAUGGUCAUCUUUGUGAUAGGCAUGUUAUUUACAGUUAGUCUUGCUAACACCAGACCCCUUGACUUUUUCCACAUUUUGUUACGUUACAGCCUUAUUCCAGUGGUGUAAAGUACUUAAGUAAAAAUACUUUACAGUACUACUUAAUUAGUUUUUUUGGGUAUCUGUACUUUGCUUUACUAUUUAUAUUUUUGGCAACUUUCCCUUUUACUUCACUACAUUCCUAAAGAAAAUAACGUACUUUCUAUUCUAUACAUUUUCCCUGACACCCAAAAGUACUCGUUACAUUUUGACAGGAAAAUGGUCCAAUUCACAAUCUUAUCAAGAGAACAUCUCUGGUCAUCCCUAAUGCUUCGUUUGUAAAUGAUGUCUGAGUGUUGGAGUGUGCCCCUGGCUAUCCGUAAAUAACAAAAUACUUUUAGACUUUUACUCAAGUAGUAUUUUACUGGGUGACUUUCACUUUUACUUGAGUCAUCUUCUAUUAAGGUAUCUUUACUUUUACUCUAGUAUGACAAUUGAGUACUUUUUCCACCACUGCCUUAUUCUAAAAUUGAUUAAAUUGGGUUUUUUCCACAUAAAUCUACACACAAUACGCCAUAAUGACAAAGCAAAAACAGGUUUGUAGAGAUUUUGGCUAAUUUAUAAAAUACAAAUAAAAAAAUUACACAUUUACAUAAGUAUUCAGACCCUUUACUCAGUACUUUGUUGAAGCACCUUUGGCAGCGAUUACAGCAUCGAUUCUUCUUGGGUAUGACACUACAAGCUUGGCACACCUGUAUUUGGGGAGUUUCUCCCAUUCUUCUCUGCAGAUCUUCUGUUAGGUUGGAUGGGAAGCGUUGCCGCAUAGCUAUUUUCAGGUCUCUCCAGAGAUGUUCGAUCGGGUUCAAGUCCAGGCUCUGGCUGGGCCACUCAAGGACAUUCAGAGACUUGUCCUGAAGCCACUCCUGCGUUGUCUUGGCUGUGUGCAUAGGGUCGUCCUGUUGGAGUCUGAGGUCCUGAGCCUCGAUCCUGACUAGUCUCCCAGUCCCUGCCGCUGAAAAACAUCCCCACAGCAUGAUGCUGCCACCACCAUGCUUCACCGUAGGGAUGGUGCCAGGUUUCCUCCAGACGUGAUGCUUGGCAUUCAGGCCAAAGAGUUCAAUCUUGGUUUCAUCAGACCAGAGAAUCUUGUUUCUCAUGGUCUGAGAGUCUUUGGGUGCCUUUUGGCAAACUCCAAGCAGGCUGUCAUGUGCCUUUUACUGAGGAGUGGCUUCCGUCUGCCCACUCUACCAUAAAGGCCUGAUUGGUGGAGUGCUGCAGAGAUGGUUGUCCUUCUGGACGGUUCUCCCAUCUCCACAGAGGAACUAUAGAGCUCUGUCAGAGUGACCAUCAGGUUCUUGGUCACCUCCCUGACCAAGGCCCUUCUCACCAGAUUGCUCAGUUUGGCCGGGCGGCCAGCUCUAGGAAGAGUCUUGGGGGUUCCAAACUUCUUCCAUUUAAGAAUGAUGGAGGCCACUGUGUUCUUGGGGACAUUCAAUGCUGCAGACAUUUUUUGGUACCCUUCCCCAGAUCUGUGCCUCAAAACAAUCCUGUCUCAGAGCUCUACGGACAAUUCCUUCAUCCUCAUGGCUUGGUUUUUGCUCUGACAUGCACUGUCAACUGUGGGACCUUAUAUAGACAGGUGUGUGCCUUUCCAAAUCAUGUCCAAUCAAUUGAAUUUACCACAGGUGGACUACAAUCAAGUUGUAGAAACAUCUCAAGGAUGAUUAAUGGAAACAGGAUUCAUCUUAGCUCAAUUUCGAGUCUCAUUGCAAAGUGUCUGAAUACUUACGUAAAUAAGGUAUUUCUGGUUUUUAUUUGUAAUAAAAAUUUAUAAAAACCUGUUUUCGCUUUGUCAUUAUGGGGUAUUGUGUGUCGAUUGCUGAGGAUUUGUAUUUAUUUAAUCCAUUUUAGAAUAAGGCUGUAAUGUAACAAAAUGUUGAAAAAGUCAAGGGGUCUGAAUACUUUCCGAAGGCACUGUAUAUGUCCCUGACAUGAGAGUGAGUCACAGCUUGCUGUGUAGUCACGUGGGUCGCACGUCAGCCAGGUUAAUUUAUAGUGUCUUAAGCAGACCAAGCGUCAGGAUAAAGUGACUAAGGUUGGUGAGAUUGGCACAAUUUUGGAGGGGUACUUGCAUUGGAAUUACAUUGAAUUCUGCUUAUAUCACGCUAUACCACAAGAAACAUAAAGUUUAAAUGCUGAGACUCAGAGACCAUUGAUUGAGUGCUUUUGAAGUGACAGGUUGGCGCGAAAUCUGUAGCCUAUCUCCGCUGCGCUGUAUCAGCACAAUGUACAGCACACUACACACUAAAGCAAGGCCGUUUUCGUAAUGAAUAUAGGCUACAAGAUAGAUAGGGUAAUUCACCUGUUACAAACAGCCUAUGUGAAUGCAGCCAUACACACAGCUGUCUUACCAAAAUAAUGCAAACGAAAUACUGAAAGUAGUAGCCUAGUUAAUCAUGCAUGCAACAAAAAUAAUGAAUAGCAGUUUGACUUAGAAUAUUGGCACAACUGCGAAUGCGAAGGAAAUAAUGUGAACAGAACAAAACAGCGGUAGGGUAGGCCUAGUAAACAAAAUAUCAGAUCAAAAAAGGCAUGACUCAAUCUAUAUUUAGGCUAGUUACAUUAACAGUAAACAAACGCGGAAAAUGGAGAUCCAAAUAACCAAAACAUAGCCUACAGCCUACUACAGUGAGAUGCAGCCAUGCUUCCUGAGUAAUCGAUCAUUCCAUUCUCCCCGAAAUCUUCUUGUAAGAUCCCCCUCAAAUGCCAGUUGGAUUAGUUGAGCUUUCCUCGGGUGUAGGAUGCUUCUUCUGUGCUGGCUGAACACAUUUGUCAAAAUGGAAAAGUAGUUCUCGCGUGUAGCUGUGGACGCCCCAAAAGUCAGUCCAUGUGUCAGUAAGCACGGUCGGCAUAUCGGAGAGAGGCCCAGAGAAUUGUUGCACAAUAUCAAGUUGGGUCCAUUUGUCCUCACUGGAGAAGGGCGAUUUCAGUCUGCAGAAACUGGCAAGCGACACUAAACUCAGCUUCCACCAAAUCUGUUUUGCUUAGAUCCAGCAGUGGUUUCACCUUUUUCACAUCUAGAAAGUCAUGUCUCUCUGGGUCAAGGUCACACAGGGCUUCCACCAGUUGACUGUUGCGUUCGCUGAAUCGUCCUGACAUUGAAUUUUUUUCAGCUGGCUAAGAACCAAACCAAACUCUGUAGUGGUGAGUCGUGAUGCAGAGUUGAGUGAAACAGCUUCAACGGUAAACUUGACCCCGCCCUUAUAAAUCGUAAUAAAAUAUUACAGGUGGAGGCGUGUCACAUUAUUCACUUAGCCUACCACAGAUGAGAAGCGUUUUCCCCCCUUUUUAUGGAAAUCCAAAGGAGUCAUACCUAACCGCCCCAGUGGCUUUCCAUACCCCCCUACUCACACAGCUGCGCUCUGUCCAUUGUGCUGACACAGCGAAGCUGGGAUGCAGAUUUUGCACCAACCUGUCACUCAAUCAUUUAACCUUUUUUGCUAUUUUUAUAUAGGGACAUAAAACUAACACAGAGGGGGCACGUUUCAACUGAGGGGGUUAAGCUCCCCUUUGCCCCCUCGUGGAACCGGGCCCAGUCUUAAGCCUGUUUUAUCUUUAAGAUUCAGAUCAAGCUUUUUAAUAUUGUUAUGAAUCCAUUGUAUUUAGGACUGCCUGCAUUGAAAUUAGACCAGGCAAGUCUUACGGUCCAUAACCUGCUACCAACUGGCGUUGAUGUCCUCUACACCUCUGAUUCCUGCUACAAGGUACAGUGUCUAUUACUGCUACAAGGUUUAAAAGGUCAACGAAAGAUUCAGAGAGGUAAUACGAUAUUUAUGUAAAAAUGUAAAAAGACAGUUUCAUAUUUGAGCUCCUUUCACAGGUGCAACAAUGCUCAGUAAAUCUGGUCCUGGGUGCACAUGACACGACAUAGCAUAUCAUGCUUCCAUAUUUGUAUGAAACAAAGAAAGCUAUACAGUGUGUUUGAUGGCGACAUCAUGCCCAAACGUCACAAACCUGUGUCUUUUUAGAAUCUGCUUAGCCUGUUUUCUCCCCCAUGCAGUGUCUGUACCAGCCCCUGGUCAGUGUUCUAAAUGGUCCCCAGAAUGCAUCUGUCGUGGUCAGCACCGUCCUCACUCUGACACUGCAGUUACAACCAAUGGGCAGAAACACAACUCUCUGCAGGUAACGUAUUCAUAGAUAUUGAGCACAUAAUUAGGCAUACGACUGGCAUAGCAUCUACAAAGGCAAUACAUAACAAUUGCCAUAGAUAGUGUUGCCAUCAAUGGGCAACAUACAUGACUUAAACAUGAUAUUUGUAGGUACAUUUUGUAGGUAAAUCACUACACAAUCUAGUUCCUUGUUUUCGAUAAUUACAGUCUUCUCUCAUAGAGGAUUGACUGCAGGUCUGUAAUGUUCCCAGGUCUUGACACAGAGCAGAAUAUACUGCAUUGGCAUUCCAAUGAUUGCAUUUGCAAUCCAUGAGAUUAUUUACUGGGCUGGGAGUGUAAUCCUGACCUGCUUUCUGAGCCUGACAUAUGCUCCUGCUGAAACUACCUCGCCAAGUAUUGAUCAGAGGCCCUUUUUGGGGUUAAUAGGAGCUGACACUCCAAUAAUGAAGGAAAGAGCCAUUAAGCCUGCAAAGCAACAUGUCUGGUGGAAACCUCAGAAGAGACUUUCUACAAGAAGAGGCAGUGGCCAUAUUUAUAAACAGUCAGUGCUUUACAAGAAGUCAGGGCAGAGCAUUCCAUUUGGGGGUCACCCUUAAACGUGCUCCAAGGGAUCUGGUUUCACAUGACAAGGCAGGGGCAGGUUUCUCUUCUCCUCUUCAGCUGAGGUCUAGUCUUGGGCUUCCUAUAGAUCAAUGCUGAGGUCCCUAACCAGACCGAGCCACUAUCGAUUUCCUUUAACCCUUAAAAAAAACACUCCAAGUGAUAGCUAGUAUGUCAUCCCCCAGAUAGAUCAGUAAGAGCUUGUAAUGCACAUUUUUGGGGGGUGAAACCGGAGAUGUAUAGGAUAUAGGAUACAGCUGAAGGCUGCACUACUGGCUUAUAUACACUAGGUGUCCCCCACGAGCUACAUUUAUUAUUCCUGUGCAGAAACCUCAGAGGGGAUAGUGUGGAAAGGACCAUUUACCGCUAAGGUCAAAGGGAAAUUCAUACUCAAGUGCACUGUAGCAAUGUCUAGUGAAUGUGUGAUACAGUAGAUUAAAAGGACAAUCAAAUGCAUGCUUUUUGGUGAUCACUGAAUUUUUUUAAAUGAUGAGUGUCUUCCCUCUAUUGAGUGCAUUGUUGUUGAUACAGGUGGAGUCAGUUGUAUGAAGAAGCUGGCCGUUACUCUGUCCGGAUCCAAGGGUCAGAAUCUCCCGUCAAUGUCAUCUGCUAUCAUACUGUGGAUGUCAGUCCAAAUAACAUCUAUUUCCGUGAGUAAACAAAAACAAUUUCCUGUCAUUCUGAAAACAAAACAUUUAGAACAGCACCAUUUUUUUGUACUUUAGAUAAUCAUACUUUAGCAAAACAUUUUAUUUAGAAAAUUAUUUUACAGAAAAUAUCCAAUCAAUUGGACACGAUUAUUUAAGAUAUGGACCUUUUGUGUUUAUAUAUACUUUUUGUGGCAUCACAAUUAUUGAGUACAGUGGAUGAUACCUGUUUAAUAUGCAAAAUGCCAAUAAAAUUGAAAGUAGAAAGUACUAGUGUACUUGUGAACCCUUCUAGGAGUAAGGCUAAGCCUGUGACUGGAUCCUCACAGUUCCUAAUUGAGACCGCAAAGAAGAGACAUCAACUGUGUUGUACACGUCCAUUGAGAAGUCAUUAUCUUUCCUCUCAUGGGACAUGAUGUGUAUCGAUUAGAUAAGACAGCCAUUCUUGAAAACGGAUAAAAUAAAAGCUUUUCUGUUUGUUUUGGUCUGUGCUCUGUGCAGGAAAGGGAUUCUGGGUAAUACAUUAGGGAGCGUGAAGGGAUUAAGCCAUAAUGGGAUUUUGAAAGCGUCUCUCUCUAUAAUGUACACGCUGAUUAACAAUAUUGCAGAUUAUGUUGUAGAUCAGACUUUUAAGGCCAUGUAGCCAUGAUCUGGCAGAUAUAUGGCUACUGUGACUGCACCCCCCACAUUAUGUUCAGCUUCCAUUAGCUUCGUUGUCCGGUGAUUAUUGUUAGGCCCCCAUAGGGCUCUCUCAACUUUAAGUAAUGGGCUGGUCAUCAGCAGACGCUAAAGGCACAGGGAGCAGGUUAGAGUUGGCCUUUGCAAUUUAAAAGUUAACUUUAAACUGAGUUGUGACUGGCCCUUGGGCCAAUUUAUGUUUAAAAUAUAUAUGAUCGAGAAUGUGUUGCGGUCCUGUAACUUUACGUAUAUACCAAUUGUAACCAAGUCUCGUGAGCUAUAACAUCCAUUAAUAUUACAGUGGACAUGCAAGUCCACUCUCUAAUGUUAUUAGUACUGUAUUCCACCUACAGUACCCCAGACCACAAGUCACCUGCAUGGUUAAUCUAAGCCAUAAUGCUCCCAGAGUGGUUUGUGGUAUAGUGACCAUUAAUAAGUAUUAGUCAAACUGAUAUACAUGCCUCAAGGUCAUUAUAGGAUCUAAUUUCCAUGUCCAUUGCAGUUUCUGUGUUGAGUUUAAAUUAAACUGAUCCCGAAUCUGUAGGUUAUUUAGCUGAUAAUGAAGAUGACUCUAUUGUACAUAUGUAAAGCGAUUUGAUUACUUUAACCAAGACAUGAUUUUCUUUCAUAUCACAUUUCUAUGUUGAGGAUAAGGAGUUUACCCUCUCCAUGUUUUGAGAGUUAUAAAGGUCUUUUUCAGAAGGGAUCCAGUGCGUAGUCUUUGUUCAGUGGAUGUCAUAGUGUGUAUUCAACCAAGGAUGAAAUGGCCUCUGUGUUUGUUUUUCCAUUCUACGACAAACAGGGAGCACUGCAUUUCCUGUCCCCUCUGCUUUGAGUCCUCUAAUUACAUAGCUGUUUUCAUAUUCUAAAGGUCAAUGACACUUGUUUGGCCAAUUUCUAUAUUUCUAUAUUAUAUGGCUAUUAUCUUUCAAUUUAGCACAUUAACCUAUCCAAGAAGGCAAUAUCACUAUUCUUUCUGUGGCCUGGCCCCUGAGUGUACAGAACAUUAAGGACACCUGCUUUUUCCAAGACAUAGACUGACCAGGUGAAUCCAGGUGAAAGCUAUGAUCCCUUAUUGAUGUCACUUAUUACAUCCACUUCAAUCAGUGGGAGAAGACAGGUUAAAGAAGGAUUUUUAAGCCUUGAGACAACUGAGACAUGGAUUGUGUAUGUGUGCCAUUCAGAGGGUGAAUGGGCAAGACAAAAUGUUUAAGUGCCUUUGAACAGGUUAUGGUAGUAGGUGCCAGGCACACCGGGGAGGUGUUCUUAAUGUUUUGUACACUCAGUGUAUAUUACAGCACAUAGGUAUAGUAAUCCCCCAAAGCAUUCUGUAUCAUUGAUGGCAGUCCACUCAAUACAGCUUUGUUUCCUUGUUCUUUUUUGUCCCUUAGAUUACCUAGAUUGACUGCUCUUGAGUUUCGUAUUGGGCUGUUUGUCCCUUGAGGGAUCCCCUGGUCACCUGGUUGGGUGACAGUAAGCCACUGGGGAGCUUAGACACUGACAAUGGGGAGAACAUUAUUUGAGCUGGCCUGGAAAUGGUAGUCAGCCCUCUUAUCACUAGUCAGAUCCUGUUUUGAUAGAGGGGUAUAUCACUUUCCUGACAGUCACUUUCCUGGGCAUCCAGACUGGGCUGUGAUGAAACAUAGGAAGUUGUUGUCUGGUUUCUCUCAUCAGUUCAGUCAGAAAGGCUUUGGGUCUUUUAAACUGUAUUCAAUGAUGAACUCAUUAUUUGUAUCGUUUUAUUAGGUCCCAAAUUUACAAGGAAGGUCCAUUCUCCGCUUCCUAUUCGCACAGCCCUCCACUGACUCAUACUCUUUUGAUUUGGUUGGACAGCUCUGUUGGUGGCAGCUCUUCUACUGGCACUUAUUGCUCUCCUGUGUGUCGUUGCUCCCAACCUGUACAGGUGCUGUAUUUUAAUUGAUUUGACAUUUGACUUUCUAAAUACUGUAUGCUUUGAUCUGAAGCCAAACUGACAUGCUGUGGCAGUUGAAGCUCCUUGUUUUCUGUUUACAGGAGGCGCUGUACGACAAAGCUUAUCAAGACCAUUUGCUGCAAAGGCCCACAACAUGCAAUGGAUGUCAGUAUAAUAUUAAUAUUCACUUAUUACAACGCAAAUCUCAAGUUAGGAUUUAACCCUAUGUUUCUCUAUAUAAUAUAUUAUGUUUCUACAUCCAAUUUCAUCACUUAUAGAACUCAUUGUCCUCUGGAAUCAAAAAUCUACUUUAGCUUUGAUCUACCAAAUGCAUUGAAAUGUUUUCAUGAACUUUUUCUAUUAAGUUUAAGAGGCAUUUUAAAUGAAUGAAAGCCUCCAGACUCCAGUCACUAAGCCAUUUGUGAGAUACUAAUAUGAUAAUUGAUACAAAUGUUAGCAGAGUCAGCAGACCUGCAUUAGUGAUAGAUCAAGCAUUGUAUCUAUCAUCUUGUCUUGGUCCAUGACGUGACAGCCUGACAGGCUCCUGCGUAUUUUUGGAGAGCAUGAAUAGCUUCUCUCAUCUUCUCGAGGAAGAGGCCUUCAUCUCCCAUAUGCUCUCAUGAUGGCAGUCAGAUCCAUCAUACAGAAUUAGUGCUAGUGUCUUCCUGCUCUGGCCCUCCAAACUGUUGCAUGGAGGUCAACAGGCCAGGGUAUUCAAACUGGGAGGGCAGCAGGCCAGAGUAAUCCAAGCCCGCUCUUUAAAAAACAAGGAAGUAGUGGCCAACUAUUGUCAGCACAGCUAGAAAGAAGGAUAGAUACCUACAAAUCCAACUGGAUCAAUCUGACUAAUUUCUCUACUCUGUUACUGCAAACUCAAGUUUUGUUUGGGUUUGUUAAACACUAGCAGAGGCAAUAAUAUCGAGUAAGCAUGAUUUGACUAUGGAUUUCAACCAAACAAAAUCGCAUUUUUGCCAACACUGAACAUUACAUACUGUUUACAUUAUUCAAUGGUAUUUAUUUAUUAGGGUGUAACUUUUGCAAUAUGUAACAAGUAUGUAAGUCAUAACUGCAUGUACUGUACUUACUAGCUUGUUACAUGGUUAUAACAUAGGUUAUUACACUGGUUUGUACUUUUGUAUAAGGUCUAAGUAAUGUAAAGUAAUACCCCCAAAAAUGAAAGUUUGUUGACUGAAAUGCUUUUGUUCAGGAUGAGGUUAACACUGCCCAACCAAAAGCAACACGACUGCGCUCAUUGGACACUUUCCGAGGGUAUGUACAUGGAAAAUGAUUGUUUAUCUCUCUGUCUCCACAUAAGGCUUGUUUACAUGCUAAUUGAUUUCAGACUAAUCAUAGGCAUGCUGAAGUUGUACAGAACACAAAACAAAGUAUGUAUUGUAUAACAAAAUAUUAUACGGGUCACUGUCUGGUUACAUGGUCACUUGAGCCUUUGUUUUCAGGCAAUUGCUUUAGGCAUGAUUUGUAAUAUUUUGUUGUCUCUCUAUGUUUGAGAACAGCGUAUUUCUGUUGGGCAGGAGUGGUGUGAUUUAAUCUUGGAUCCCUGCUCUUCUUAAUAGUGGCCUCGGGGCUGACACAAAGCACGCCUCUCUGGAAACAGGAAGCUGGUGUGGGUUUGACCUCCCCUUCGCCAAAUAAUUGAUGCAAUAAUACCAUCAACAUAUCAGCACAUAUUCACUGAGCCAUAGAUCUACAGCUGGGAUAGAAAGGAAAGAGCUUUCCAGAGCCAGGUUUUUAGUAUCGUGCAGACUUCUCCAUGUCUGCUCCCUUCAUCUGAUGAUUUCGGAAAUGUUGAAAUCUCACUCAUUGUAUCUGCUCAAACUGACUCAAUAUUAUUUUGGUACGAUUGUAUAUCUUCAAAUCAACAUAUCAAGCCUUCCUCAACCGGGAAAAUGAAAUUGCUCAUUAUCACGUUAUUUCAAAAUGCUUUUAGUUACCAGGAAAUUACCAUGCUGUAGAUACUAGUGAUGGGGGAAGAAAAUCGAUACAGUUACAUAUCACAAUAUUAUUUUGGGAUGAUAUUAUAUCGAUAUUUGACUCCAAGUAUCGAUUUGUAAAAAUCCCAACCCUACUGUAGAAAUCCCAACGCUACUGUUGGUAGCGUUAGCUAGCACUAGUCGACUGUACCUGCGCCAAAACGCCUGUAUUUUUCAUCCUAUCUUCUUUUUAAAUGGUGAGCGAACAUGUUUUCAACACUUUUAUUUCCCUGCCUGAUCAAAACUCGUUUUCUCAUGCUCUCUCUUGUCACUCUGGAGCAGACAUAUAGUGAGCAAUAUGUUUGGAAUAUGAAAUCACAAUAAAAUUGCAGGAUUCGAAUCGCAAUACAUACAAAAUGGUGAGAAUCGAAAUACAUAUCGUAUCGACAACUAAGUAUCGUGAUAAUAUCGUAUCGUGAAGUCCCUGGCAAUUCCCAGACCUAGUAGAUACAGUACCGUAUAAUAAAUCUAAGUAAUAAAUCACAUUUUCACAUGCUCUAGAGAAGACAAGUACAAGUUAAAGGCCAAAUUAGAAGCUUGUGAAAACAAGUGUUCUUUCUACUGUUCCCUGACACUAACCAGUAACUUUUCUCUGGGCUUUUCACAUAUAAUCAACAACAGACCUAUUUCAUUAGAAACAUAUCAGAAUGUUGAAAUGUAGGCGUAUUUUUGAACAUAUGUCACUGAAGGUAACAUUUAGUUAUAUGUCACUAUAAUGACAUAUUACUGUAGUUAUGGCUCUUACAAGAAGACAGAGGGACUAUGGUGCUAGUGUGGAUGGAGGAAGUACGACAUGGGUUGAUUCAUAACAACCUUCAUAACACAUGUAUUCAAUAUCGUUCAUCAGGAGUUUUCAAAAUAAUAGUCCCUUUUCAUUACGAAACUAAAAGUUAUCAGUAACACUGAAAUAGAACUUCAUGUAUCCAUUGUACAGCAGACAUUUGCAUUUUCACAGCCACAGUACCCAACCCAACCCAAGUGUUAUCCUAAUAACACUUGUUUCUGGCUGUUAUUGGAAGAAAACAUAUUGUAGGCCUAACAUGAAGUUUACACAUGGUGCUCCAGACCAGAAGUCAGUGUAGGCCAGGUAGGCCAGGUACUUUGUUUACUUCAGAUCCACCUUGUCCCAGAUAUCGUCCGAAAAAAGUUCAUAAUUCAAUAUGAUAAUAUUGAUAAUUCCAAAGGCUGUUUACCCAGCGGCAUCUUGCCGCAUUGAAAGAUCACAAAAGAGGAUGCAAAACACUCAAUGCACACAGUCACGGACCACUAACCCUAUGUUGCUCCCAGCCUGUUACGUGAAUAGUGUGACAGAGGGUUGGGUACUGUGGCAGUAUCAAAUUUCCAUUGUACAAUGCUGAAAUUAAAUCAAGAUUUAUUUCAAGAGACUUUUAUUUUUGAAAACUUGUUAUGAUUGAUGUUGAAUAAAUGUGUUAAAACGUUUGUUAUGAAUGAUACUGCAACACUCAUAAAGGUGUUAUGACUGGUUUCAUAAAGAUGUUAUGAAUGUCUUGUAUGAAUGUAUAUUCCCUUCAAGUAAAGUGUUACCGGAUUUUCUCAUAUGUAAUACAAAGUUACAUUUGCCUGAGAAGAUAUACUGCUGAAACAAUCUGUAACAUAUCGAUGUUCUCAUAUUGGUUCCUGUAUCAAUUGAAUGUCCUAUACCUCGACACGUGCUUAAUCAAAUGACUCGGGGCUCAAGAUUAACGUUCCAAUGCACCUCAACUGGCUGAGUUAUGAUCCAGACGCCAGUAAAUAACAACUUUUCACUGAGGAGAAGAGUCAUCAGUCACCUGCCAUGAACGCUGGUACAUUUUUGAAGCCAAAGGGGUUUCUUCUCCUAUGAAAGACUUUUCAGCUCGUUCCUCCAACUCCGCUGACAUGAGUUAUAGAGGACAGCUCGACUUUGUUUGCAUUUUUCUAAAAGGAUCUUGAUUUUAAUCUUGUGGCACUUCUAAAAGCCUUCAGCCAUUUCAUUCAUUUUGAAGAUGACACACUAAAGAUUAGUUGUAAUACAUUGAACAAUUACAGCAAAACAGGAUAGUGUAAAUUACAGCAAAACAGGAUAGUGUAAAUUACAGCAAAACAGGAUAGUGUAAAUUACAAAUGGAACAAUAACAUGUCUCAUUAGAAUAUGUCAAAAUAGCGACAUUUAACCUUUGUCACCUAAACUGACAUGUCACCUAGCGUGGUUAGGGUUAGGGCUACAAUGUCAACAUUCUGACAUUCAUAUAAUGAAUAACAUAGAUAGUUACAGUGAAUUCGGAAAGUAGUCAGACCUCUAGACUUUUUCCACAUUUUGUUACGUUACAGCCUUAUUCUAAAUGGAUGAAAUACAUGUUUUUCUUCAUCAAUCUACACACAAUACCCCAUAAUGACAAAGCGAAAACAGGUUUUUAGAAAUGUUUGCAAAUUUAUAAAAAAUUAAAAACAGAAAUAUCUUAUUUACAUAAGUAUUCAGACCCUUUGCUAUGAGACUCGAAAUUGAGCUCAGGUGCAUCCUGUUUCCAUUGAUCAUCCUUGAGAUGUUUCUACAACUUGAAUGGAGUCCACCUGUGGUCAAUUCAAUUCAUUGGACAUGAUUUGGAAAAGCACACACCUGUCUAUAUAAGGUCCAACAAUUGACAGUGCAUGUCAGAGCAUAAACAAAGCCAUGAGGUCGAAGGAAUUUUUCGUAGAGCUCUGAGACAGGAUUGUGUUGAGGCACAGAUCUGGGGAAGGGUACCAAAAAAGUUCUGCAGCAUUGAAGGUCCCCAAGAACACAGUGGCCUCCAUCAAUGGAAGAAGUUUGGAACCACCAAGACUCUUCCUAGAGCUGGCAGCCGGGCCAAACUAUGCAAUCGGGGGAGAAUGGCCUUGGUCAGGGAGGUGACCAAGAACCCGACGGUCACUCUGACAGAGCUCCAGAGUUCCUCUGUGGAGAUGGGAGAACCUUCCAGAAGACCAGCCAUCUCUGCAGCACUCCACCAAUCAGACCUUUAUGGUAGAGUGGGCAGACGAAAGCCACUCCUCAGCAGCAGGGUCUGGGAGACUAGUCAGGAUCGAGGGAAAGAUGAACGGAGCAAAGUACAGAGAGAUCCUUGAUGAAAACCUGCUCCAGAGUGCUCAGGAUCUCAGACUGGGGUGAAGGUUCACCUUCCAACAGGACAACGACCCUAAGCACACAGCCAAGACAACGCAGGAGUGGCUUCGGGACAAGUCUCUGAAUGUCCUUGAGUGGCCCAGCCAGAGCCCGGACUUGAACCUGAUUGAACAUCUCUGGAGAGACCUGGAAAUUGCUAUGCAGCAACGCUCCCCAUCCAACCUGACAGAGCUUGAGAGGAUCUGCAAAGAAGAAUGGGAGAAACUCCCCAAAUACAGGUGUGCCAAGCUUGUAGUGUCAUACCCAUAAAGACUCGAGGCUGUAAUCACUGCCAAGAAAGUACUGAGUGAAGGGUCUGAGUACUUAUGUAAAUGUUAUAUUUCAGUUGUAUUUUUAAUAUUUUUGCAAAAAUGUCUAAAAACCUGUUUUUGCUUUGUCAUUAUGGGGUAUUGUGUGUAGAUUGAUGAGGGAAAAUUGUUUUUAAUCCGUUUUAGAAUAAGGCUGUAACGUAACAAAAUGUGGAAAAAGUCAAGGGGUCUGAAUACUUUCCGAAUGCACUGUAUGUUCACCAAUGUUAUGAAUAGAUUUGAUAGAUAGGUUGAUGUUUAUUGAGAGGACAGUAUGCUUUUCAUUCUGUGCAUUGAUAUUUGGCCACUGAAAUAAGCAGCAUGACAUUUCCUCUCAAGUACUAGACAUUUGUUAUGACUAGAUUGGGUUUCCAUGUACUUGAUGUGGCUAGCGAUAAUGUAAGUAACUCAAUACUCAAUAGUGAUUGAGUGUAGCCAUCCAUUUGCUUGUAGGCUAAAGAGGCAUUGUAUUGAACUAAAAGCCUAAUUGCUGAUGCAAUGUAAAGAGAUCAAAAUCCAAGAAAUGUGAUGGUAUUAUCGCAUCCACAGUGGAUAUCAUGUCUUAACCCCCUUUGAUUUUUUCACAUUUUGUUGCGUCACAAAGUGGGAUUGAAAUAGAUUUAAUGGUAUUUUUUUGUCAUUGAUCUACAUAAAAGACUCCAUAAUGCCAGUGAAAAUAAAAUUAUACAAAUGUUUACAAAUUAAUACAAAUGUAAUAACUAAAAUAUAGUCAUUGCAUUCACCCCCUUUGUUUAAUUAAGCCUAAAUUAGUGCAGGAGUAAAAUGUGGCUUAACAAAUCACAUAAUAAGUUACAUGGACUCACUCUGUGUGAAAUAAUAGGGGUUGACGUGAUCUCCCAGACAAACAACAUCUGUAAGGCCCCUCAGUCAAGUAUUGAAUUUCAAGUACAAAUUCAACUACAAAGACCAGGGAACUUUUCAAAAAACCAAAUCAAAUCCAUUUGUAUUUGUCAAAUGCUCCGAAUACAACAGGUGAAGACCUUACAGUGAAAUGCUUACUUACAAGCCCUUAACCAACAAUGCAGUUUUAAGGAGGAAUAUUUUUUAAAAUCACACAAAAAAAUACAAUAUAAAUAAUGCGAAAUAAAAGUAACAAAUAACCGAGUCAAUGUACGGGGGCACCGGUUAGCCGAGGUAAUUGAGGUAAUAUGUACAUGUAGGUAGAGUUAUUAAAGUGACUAUGCAUAGAUAAUAAACAGAGAGUAGGCGGGGGGGGGGGGGAUAUGCAAAUAGUCUGGGUAGCCAUUUCAUUAGAUGUUCAGGAAUCUUAUGGCUCGGGGGUAGAAGCUGUUUAGAAGCCUCUUGGACCUAGACUUAGCGCUCCGCUUAGCGCUACCGUUCGGUAGCAGAGAGAACAGUCUAUGACUAGGGUGGCUGGAGUCUUUGACAAUUUUCAGGGCCUUCCUCUGACACCGCCUCAUAAAGAAGGGGAGUGAUUGGUAGAUGGCUAACAACAACAAAUCAGACAUUGAAUAUCUCUUCAAGCAUGGUCAGUUAAUAAUUAUGCUGUGGAUGACCACCCAGACACAUCAAAGAUACAGCUGUCCUUCUGAACUGAGCUGCAGGACAGGAAAGAAACUGCUCAGGGAUAUCACCAUGAGGCCAUUGGUGAUUUUAAAACAGCUACAGAGUUCAAUGGCUGUGAUGGGAGAAAACUGAGGAUGGAUCAACAACAUUGUAGUGACUUCACAAUAAUGACCUAAAUGACAGAGUGAAAAAAAGAAUACAAAUAUGCAAAAUAAAAGAUUCCAAAAUAUGCAUUAUCUAUGCAACAAGACACUAAAGUAAUACUGCAAAAAAACACGGCAAAGGAAUACACUUUUUGGCCUAAAUGCAAAGCCUUAUGUUUGGGGCAAAUCCAACACAACACAUUACUGAGUAACUGCUUCCUUAUUUUCAAGCAUGGUGGUGGCUGCAUCAUGGUAUGGGUAUGCUUGACAUCGGCAAAGACUGGCGAUAAAAAGAAACAGGAUGGAGCUAAGCACAGGCAAAAUCCUAGAGGAAAUCCUACUUCAGUCUGCUUUACACCAGACACUGGGAGAGGAGUUCACCUUUCAGCAGGACAAUAACCUACAACACAAGGCCAAAUCUAUACUGGAGUUGCUUACCAAGAAGACAAUGAAUGUUCCUGAGUGGCCAAGUUACAGUUUUGACUUAAAUCUGCUUGAAAAUUGCUGAAUUCAAAAUAGCUGUAUAGCCAUGAUCCCCAACACCUUGAAAAAUUUUGAAAAUAAUAAUGUACAAAUAUUACCCAAGAAGACUCACAGAUGUAAUCAUUGCAAAGUGUGUUUCUAACAUGAAUUCACUCAUUGGGGUGAAUAUUUAUCUAAUUUACAUUUUAGUCAUUUAGCAGACGCUCUUAUCCAGAGUGACUUACAGUUAGUGAGUGCAUACAUUUUUCAUACUGGACCCCCAUGGGAAUUGAACCCACAACCCUGGCAUUGCAAACGCCAUGCUCUACCAACUGAGCUACACGGGGCCAAUAUGUUAGUGUUUUAUUUUUCAUUAAUCAUAAAAUCAUUUUUAGAAUUUGUCUUUCACUUGGACAUUAGAGUAUUCUGUGUAGGUCGUUGACAAAAAAUGUCAAUUAAAUCCAUUUUAAUAUAAAAAAAAAAUUCUCCAGCUAUACCCACUGUAUUAGUCAUGACAUUGUGUCUGUGUUUUAUAUAGAAGCUAGGUGGUGUUUUGUUGUCAUUCACCUGUAUCUGGCUGGUGUUCAUAAAACUGUUUAUCACAGAAACAUUACAUUUACAUUUUAGUCAUUUAGCAGACGCUCUUAUCCAGAGCGACUUACAUGAGCAAUUAGGGUUAAGUGCCUUGCUCAAGGGCACAUCGGCAGAUUUUUCACCUAGUCGGCUCAGGGAUUAGAACCAGCGACCUUUCGGUUACUGGCACAACGUUCUUAACCACUAAGCUACCUGCCGCCCAUUAAUUAGUAUGCUGAGAAGCUUGAACUAUUCAAUUUGCUGAUAAAGUGGUAAAAUGACAACAACUCUAUUCAAAUUAGGUGCUUUAACCUGACAAUCUUUGGAAUUGUCAGGUUGUGCUCAUGUUUUGUAUUGUAAAGUAGCUUAAUAAUCACAAUAUUUUGCACUCUCUCACAGGCCAAUUUCAUAAGAUAUUGGAAGGUUUAAGAAUGGGUAAUUUAAUCGGACUAAAAUGGUUCUCUGAAAGAUGUAGGCCAGAGAGUCGGACACCAAAUGCUUUUAAUUUAAAAGAUUGGCAAUAAGUCGUUAUAUUGCAGCAAUUUACACGGGGCUCAUCUGGAAAAUGACUUAACCUUUGUCUCUGUCUCUAUGACGACUAAUGGACAUAUUCGUUACAAUCUGAAUGAGGAUGCACAUGACGUGUGUUUCUGUGCAUGUGUGCAUACGUGCAUGAAUGUAUGUGUGUGUGUGUCAGUGUAUAUGCAUAUGUAUACUUGUGUGUGUAUGCAACAGAGUUCGCUCUGCUUUAAUAGCUCUUUUGAGAUGAUAGUGCCAGAUUAAAAUCUUGUAUCAGCAGGUUAGGGCUAAAAGGAGCAGUAAUGGCUUCUGGACUUCUUAAUUGAAUCUGGGCAGAAAAACAAGGGAGGCUCAAACUGAGCUAGACACAGUGUACCUUAUCAGACUGGGAGCUUGCUUUAUGGUCCUCAAAUAAUGUUUUUAUUUCUUCCAUUAACAUUACUCAUGAAUCAAAAGCAGAAAUGAGAUUUUAUACCUGGUGAAAGGAGUGAAUCUGCCAUUGAGAAAGCUAUGGCACUUUACCUGACACAAAGCAAAUUUGUGCAAUGUAAUGCAAAUACACAUUUUCUGACAUGUGAUGCAAACAACCGUCUCCCAUAGCAGCUGAUUCAGUGUAGUAUUCCAUCAUGUAUGCUGUGUUUCAGCGGCCCUCGCGAGCACUAAGUUAUAAGUGUAUCGUAAAUUAUAGUCAAAGUCUUUAGUCAGCAGUCCUGCAUGAGUAGAUCUAGAGGACAAGUGUUCAUUUCCUGAGUGAUUCAUUAUGCUUAGAUUGCAUUAACUUGUAUUGCGUUUCGGUGUGUGACAAUGGAAAAAGUUCCCAAUUGUCACACUAUCUUAAUAGAAAAUUAUUCAAGUAAAAGUGAAAGUCACCCAGUAAAAUACUACUUGAGUAAAAGUCUAAAAGUAUUUGGUUUUAAAUAUACUUAAGUAUCAAAGUUAAAGGUAAAGUAUAAAUCAUUGCAUUUGACAAUUUUCCUGUCCUGCUAAGCAUUCAAAGUGUAAAGAGUACUUUUUGGUGUCAGGGAAAAUGUAUGGAGUAAAAAGUACAUUAUUUUCUUUAGGAAUUUUGUGAAGUAAAAGUUAGUAGUAAAGUAGUAAAGUAAAGUACAGAUACUCCAAAAGUAUUUUUACACAAGUACUUUACACCACUGAGAAUAUACCCACCCUUGCUUGGCCUUUUGAUCUUUGAUUCAGAAGUCAUGUCUUUACUAAAAGUAAAUUAUGUAAAACAGAGUAGUUAUAUGCUGUACGGACAUUUUCUUUAGAAUUUCAUGUUAGGUGUCAAUGUCCAAUAAUAACAAUGCUAGCCUACCAACUGGUUACAUGUUUAACUGAAAUCUAUAUUUUUUCAAUAUUUAUAGACUUUCCCUGACAAUCAUGGUUUUUGUUAACUAUGGAGGUGGAGGGUACUGGAUAUUUGAACAUGCACCAUGGAAUGGUUAGUAUACAAUUCUAACAUACAUCACCACACCAUACACACAAAACUGUCUCCAUUAUCAAUUCUACUGUAAAUUCAGGCUCAACCCAACAACGAGGGCUAUGGUGUAAUUUCUUAUCUAGGCCAUCAAGGACCCUCCCAAUGGAUCAAUAACACUAACGACCUAGGGGAAGAUGAGGAGGGAGGGUUGCAUGUUAAAUCUUAAUGGAGACUAUUACCAAAUGUAUCUCCAACAGUAUUUAAAGGCAAACUAAUUUUAAGCUUUAUAAUAGACCCUUCAUCACUCAGCUGAAUCGUAUUGAUUCCAAAGGAAAGUUGAUGGAUUUUGAUAUAACUACGUGGCUCCUACUGUCAUGGAGGUUUGGACGUUUAUAAAUCACUCAGUCUGAAAGUCAACUAUUUUUUUUAAAACUGUGUUUUAGGGGCAUUGAAUACAUUAUUAUUAAUCACACGUCCAGGCUGUUUUGGAGUGUAGUCCAGUUUGUAUUAUCUGGACAGAAGACCAAGAACUAUAGAUCUUUAGUAGUAUAGUAUAGUAGGUGUACUGUAUGUUUUGUUCCUCUGACUGAAUGACUAUGUUUAGUUAUGCACUUACAGUGAGGGAAAAAAGUAUUUGAUCCCCUGCUGAUUGUGUAUGUUUGCCCACUGACAAAGACAUGAUCAGUCUAUAAUUUUAAUGGUAGGUUUAUUUGAACAGUGAGAGACAGAAUAACAACAAAAAAAUCCAGAAAAAUGCAUGUCAAAAAUGUUAUAAAUUAAUUUGCAUUUUAAUGAGGGAAAUAAGUAUUUGACCCCUCUGCAAAACAUGACUUAGUACUUGGUGGCAAAACCCUUGUUGGCAAUCACAGAGGUCAGACGUUUCUUGUAGUUGGCCACCAGGUUUGCACACAUCUCAGGAGGGAUUUUGUUCCACUCCUCUUUGCAGAUCUUCUCCAAGUCAUUAAGGUUUUGAGGCUGACGUUUGGCAACUCGAAGCUUCAGCUCCCUCCACAGAUUUUCUAUGGGAUUAAGGUCUGGAGACUGGCUAGGCCACUCCAGGACCUUAAUGUGCUUCUUAUUGAACCACUCCUUUGUUGCCUUGGCCGUGUGUUUUGGGUCAUUGUCAUGCUGGAAUACCCAUCCACGACCCAUUUGCAAUGCCCUGGCUGAGGGAAGGAGGUUCUCACCCAAGAUUUGACGGUACAUGGCCCCGUCCAUCGUCCCUUUGAUGCGGUGAAGUUGUCCUGUGCCCUUAGCAGAAAAACACCCCCAAAGCAUAAUGUUUCCACCUCCAUGUUUGACGGUGGGGAUGGUGUUCUUGGGGUCAUAGGCAGCAUUCCUCCUCCUCCAAACACGGCGAGUUGAGUUGAUGCCAAAGAGCUCUAUUUUGGUCUCAUCUGACCACAACAGUUCUCCUCUGAAUCAUUCAGAUGGCAAACUUCAGACGGCCCUGUAUAUGUGCUUUCUUGAGCAGGGGGACCUUGUGGCCGCUGCAGGAUUUCAGUCCUUCAAGGCGUAGUGUGUUACCAAUUGUUUCCUUGGUGACUAUGGUCCCAGCUGCCUUGAGAUCAUUGACAAGAUCCUCCCGUGUAGUUCUGGGCUGAUUCCUCACCGUUCUCAUGAUCAUUGCAACUCCACGAGGUGAGAUCUUGCAUGGAGCCCCAGGCAGAGGGAGAUUGACAGUUAUUUUGUGUUUCUUCCAUUUGUGAAUAAUGUCACCAACUGUUGUCACCUUCUCACCAAGCUGCUUGGCGAUGGUCUUGUAGCCCAUUCCAGCCUUGUGUAGGUCUACAAUCUUGUCCCUGACAUCCUUGGAGAGCUCUUUGGUCUUGGCCAUGGUGGAGAGUUUGGAAUCUGAUUGAUUGAUUGCUUCUGUGGACAGGUGUCUUUUAUACAGGUAACAAACUGAGAUUAGGAGCACUCCCUUUAAGAUUGUGCUCCUAAUCUCAGCUCGUUACCUGUAUAAAAGACACCUGGGAGCCAGAAAUCUUUCUGAUUGAGAGGGGGUCAAAUACUUAUUUCCCUCAUUAAAAUGCAAAUCGAUUUAUAACAUUUUUGUUGUUGUUAUUCUGUCUCUCAUUGUUCAAAUAAACCUACCAUUAAAAUUAUAGACUGAUCAUUUCUUUGUCAGUGGGCAAACGUACAAAAUCAGCAGGGGAUCAAAUACAUUUAUCCUUCACUGUAUGACAGUAUGAAUACUGUCUGUCUCUCUGACUGUAUGUCUGUCUGUCUGCUCUGUCUGUCCAUCUGUAUUGAUCCUUGUGACCUAUAAGCAUGUCUCUGUGUUCCAGGUCUUACUGUGGCUGAUCUUGUGAUGCCUUGGUGGGUUUGACUGCAACAACUGUUCAAUAAAUCACUGUAUAAUUAUUACAGGCAUGAGCAGAGGAAACUCUUACACAUGCUACUAACAAAUUAUGCUCCUACAGUGCAAACACAGUCAAGUAGUUCACACAGGUCACAUGAUCUCUAAUUAGCACUGCACAGUAACUAACACUACAAUAACACACAUGGUGUUUCAUUACCUUUGUUUCAACCAACUUGAUAACUCAUUGACAGUGUGUGGUUAGGACUCCUUUGCUCAGACAUACAGACACUUGUUUAACACUGAAUAUUAUUGAAUAUUAUGCACUAAAUUGUUUAGUCCCAAAUGUUUAUUGAAGACAGAGGGGUAUUGUGCAGUAAUGACGCGAUUAGAUGUGGGGCGUCAUAGUCAGGAACUUUAUAUGGGUGGUGUACACUGUAACACUAUAGCCUAUCUAGUAGAGCAAUCAGUGUACAUAUCAGUGCAGUAAUUAGGAUAGAUGACAAAGAAUACAGUGAAUUAUAGAUUGAUAUUUGAUAUCGGGAAAUUGUAUUAGACCCUUUGACCAGCAAGAUUAUCCUUUAUCCUUCGGUAUUGUGACUAAUUAAAGUGAUAUUACACUCCAAAAUCAAAUUGGUCUUCUGUUGAGUUAAGUCUACAUCCUAGGCCAUCUGUUUUGUAGAUUCAGCUAUAAGCCACAAUCCAAAAUGAAUGGACAAGAUAAGCGCCAUGUAAUUUCCAGAUUUGCGGUGCUUAUCUUUUACAUUCCUUUUUGGGUAUGUAUGGGGCGGCAGGUAGCGUAGUGGUUAAGAGCGUUGUACCAGUAACCGAAAGGUUGCUGGUUCUAAUCCCCGAGCCGACUAGGUGAAAAAUCUGUCGAUGUGCCCUUGAGCAAGGCACUUAACCCUAAUUGCUCCUGUAAGUCGCUCUGGAUAAGAGUGUCUGCUAAAUGACCAAUUUAAGCACAGCUGGACAAACACAGUUGAAGGUGAGGGACAUAGAUUUAUCUUGAUGUUUGAGGUCAGAAAACAUCUUUGAUUUUAGAGUGCAAUGUCCCUUUAAUUUAGUUGUCUAUGAGUACUGUAAUGUUUCACUGUGUGUUUCAUUCAGGUUUGUGUUCAUCAUUGGGACUUCUGUGGUAUUGGCCUUCACCUCCAUGCGGAAAAAGGGAGUUGGCCGUUGGCAGCUAAUACGCAAGCUAACCUGGAGAACUGUGGUCCUCAUCCUUAUCGGCUUUUGUUUCAUGAACUACUCUCCAAAGGAUGGAUUAUGUAGGUACACACGUAAAAAAAAGUUGCUUGAUUUACCAAGGAACGUUGUGAACCCUAAAUCAUAAUCAUGGAUGCACCGGAAACAUAUGGGAGUAAUGAAACAUGCAAUAAGUCAUUGAAGUUAUAAAUCUAAACUCUUGCUAUUGAAGCAGUUCAGGAUCUGAAUCUGUGGCAAGUCAUUACAAACUUUCCCCACCAGUAUCUUCCUGUUUCCAUAUGACCUUAACAUGAUGAGUGUGGAAUACUAUUAUUUAGAUACCAUUAGAUACACUACGUGACCAAAAGUAUGUGGACACCUGCUCGUCGAACAUAUCAUUCCAAAAUCAUGAGCAUUAAUAUGGAGUUGGUCCCCAUUUGCUGCUAUAACAGCCUCCACCCUUCUGGGAAGGCUUUCCUCUAGAUGUUGGAACAUUGCUGUGGGGACUUGCUUCCAUUCAGCCACAAAAACUUAAGCGAGGUCGGGCACUGAUGUUGGGCGAUUAGGCCUGUCUCGCAGUCGGCAUUCCAAUUCAUCCCAAAGGUGUUCGAUGGGGUUGAGGUCAGGGCUCUAUGCAGGCCAGUCAAGUUCUUCCACACCGAUCUCAACAAACCAUUUCUGUAUGGACCUCGCUUUGUGCACAGGGGCACUGUCAUGCUGAAACAGCAAAGGGCCUUCCCCAAACUGUUGCCACAAAGUUGGAAGCACAGAAUAGUCUAGAAUGUCAUUGUAUGCUGUAGCGUUAAGAUUUCCCUUCACUGGAACUAAGGGGCCAAGCCCGAACCAUGAAAAACAGCCUCAGACCAUUAUUCCUCCUCCACCAAACUUUACAGUUGGCACAAUGCAUUGGGGCAGGUAGCAUUCUCCUGGCAUCCGACAAACCCAGAAGCGUGAUUCAUCCAGUGGAGGCUACUGCGGGGAGGACGGCUCAUAAUAAUGGCUCGAAUGGAGUAAAUGGAAUGACAUCAAACACAUGGAAAACAUGUGUUUGAUGUAUUUGAUACCAUUCCACCCAUUCCACUCCACGAGCUCAUUCUCCCCAAUUAAGGUGCCACCAACAUCCUGUGGAUUCAUCACUCCAGAGAACGCGUUUCCACUGCUCCAGAGUCCAAUGGCGGUGAGCUUUACACCGCUCCAGCCGAUGCUUGGCAUUGCGCAUGGUGAUCAUUGACAAGAUCCUCCCGUGUAGUUCUGGGCUGAUUCCUCACCGUUCUCAUGAUCAUUGCAUGCUGCUUGUGUGCGGCUGCUCGGCCAUGGAAAGCCAUUUCAUGAAGCACCCGACAAACAGUUAUUGUGCUGACAUUGCUUCCAGAGGCAGUUUGGAACUCGGUAGUGAGUGUUGCAACCGAGGACAGACGAUUUUUAUGCGCUACGCGCUUCAGCACUCAGCGGGCCCGUUCUAUGAACUUGUGUGGCUCUGGCAGGGCAGAAAUUUGACAAACUUACUUUUUGGAAAGGUGGCAUCCUAUGACGGUGCCACAUUGAAAGUCACUGAGCUCUUCAGUAAGGCCAUUCUACUGCCAAUGUUUAUCUAUGGAGAUUUCAUGGCUGUGUACUUGAUGUUAUACACCUAUCAGCAACAGGUAUGGCUGAAAUAGCAGAAUCCACUAAUUUGAAGGUGUAUCUUCAUUACAAACUGUAGAGUUCAAUCCAUCCUAGCUCUUGUUCUUGGUCACCAUGCUAAAUGCUGGAAUAAUUAAUAAUGGUUUUCUUAUGUAAAACCCCUGUUGGAUUAUGAUUAUGAAGUCUGGCAGCGUAGGGUGGCUGGCAGUGGCUGGCUGCCAGAGACGUGACAGGGUUAAAUGGGGAAAGCUGUGUGGAUUUAUUACUGUCCACGAGGCCCUUCACACAUUAGCUAACCCUGGCGCUAAUGGACUUUCCUGGGUGGAUGUCUCUGUAACCGGGUUAAAAAAUAUAUUGUUAUUCCUCGCAGUGGGGAACACAGUAUCAGGGGACAUUUAACAAAAAAAGGAUUUGAGCAAAAACAACCAGUGUUGCUGUAAUGGACAUUUUCAACAGAUAGUGUUACAUGGUGCCAGCUGUAGCCAGUAGAUCCUGUAUAGUGUAAAACCUCUCAUAACAGGAUGAUGUGUUUUACCAUCAACCGCUGUAGACAGUGUUGUCUCUCUCCCCCCUUCCCCAUGAUGCCCUUGGCAUGUCUAACCCUGGGUUUUAUCUAAUAAGGAAAUGGAGGUGCUUCGAUCUGUUCAAUAUGCAUACUGUUUUGGUGGUCAAAUGAAGAGGUGUUGACCUUUGACGUGUUUUUACUGCCAGUAUACAGGUUGGUUUUAGUUUUUGGAGCGCAAGUCAGCUUUAGCUGUUGUGAGGUGAUUGCAUGUACACUAAUAGCCUAAUUUAUUGUGGGGCUUGGAUACAUUUCCGGUAUUCAACUUUGAUUCAAGUCCCACCCCCUAAAAUGUCCUUCCAUUUGAUUCUUCAUCAGGAUGCUUUAUUACAGGAUGCUUUAUUUUAUUCAGUAACCCAUUUAUUUCCACUUUGCAAUAAAUCGCCACUUCCAACUGGAAAAACUCUCUGAUUUCUUUUAUAAUUUUGAGCUUUAACAGGCUUCUACUCAGAAGACUCACUAUAGUUAUUUAUAUUGAUCAAAGCCAUGUGCCACCAGAAAAUGAACAAAAAAGUGUGCCAUUGUAGCCCUUUAUACUCGUACCCGUAUACGGGUUGGAAAUGGCAGAUUUGGGCACUGAUAAAUUCCUACAUUGAAAUGCAGUGGCUGUACAGUAACAGUCUAUACAUAUAGUCAGAGCUCAGGCUCUGCGCUUCACAGCACUGUCUGGGUUUUGACUGACAGAUGUUCUGAACUUGAGCACCGCACGCGACAAGAAGUUCAAAUCAAAUCAAAUCAAAUUGUAUUGGCCACAUGCGCCGAAUACAACAGGUGCAGACAUUACAGUGAAAUGCUUACAUACAGCCCUUAACCAACAGUGCAUUUAUUUUUAACAAAAAAGUAAAAAUAAAACAACAACAAAAAAAGUGUUGAGAAAAAAAGAGCAGAAGUAAAAUAAAAUAACAGUAGGGAGGCUAUAUAUACAGGGGGGUACCGGUGCAGAGUCAAUGUGCGGGGGCACCGGCUAGUUGAGGUAGUUGAAGUAAUAUGUACAUGUGGGCAGAGUUAAAGUGACUAUGCAUAAAUAAUUAACAGAGUAGCAGCAGCGUAAAAGGAUGGGGUGGGGGGGCAGUGCAAAUAGUCCGGGUAGCCAUGAUUAGCUGUUCAGGAGUCUUAUGGCUUGGGGGUAGAAGCUGUUGAGAAGUCUUUUGGACCUAGACUUGGCACUCCGGUACCGCUUGCCGUGCGGUAGCAGAGAGAACAGUCUAUGACUAGGGUGGCUGGAGUCUUUGACUAUUUUGAGGGCUUUCCUCUGACACCGCCUGGUAUAGAGGUCCUGGAUGGCAGGAAGCUUGGCCCCAGUGAUGUACUGGGCCGUAUGCACUACCCUCUGUAGUGCCUUGCGGUCGGAGGCCAAGCAGUUGCCAUACCAGGCGGUGAUGCAACCAGUCAGGAUGCUCUCGAUGGUGCAGCUGUAUAAUUUCUUGAGGAUCUGAGGACCCAUGCCAAAUCUUUUCAGUCUCCUGAGGGGGAAUAGGCUUUGUCGUGCCCUCUUCACGACUGUCUUGGUGUGUUUGGACCAUGAUAGUUUGUUGGUGAUGUGGACACCAAGGAACUUGAAGCUCUCAACCUGUUCCACUACAGCCCCGUCAAUGAGAAUGGGGGCGUGCUCAGUCCUCUUUUUUUUACCUGUAGUCCACAAUCAUCUCCUUUGUCUUGGUCAUGUUGAGGGAGAGGUUGUUGUCCUGGCACCACACGGCCAGGUCUCUGAACUCCUCCCUAUAGGCUGUCUCAUCGUUGUCGGUGAUCAGGCCUACCACUGUUGUGUCGUCGGCAAACUUAAUGAUGGUGUUGGAGUCGUGCCUGGCCAUGCAGUCAUGGGUGAACAGGGAGUACAGGAGGGGACUGAGCUGAUCCUCAACACGCACCCCUGAGGGGCCCCCGUGUUGAGGAUCAGCGUGGCAGAUGUGUUGUUACCUACCCUUACUACUUGGGGGCGGCCUGUCAGGAAGUCCAGGAUCCAGUUGCAGAGGGAGGUGUUUAGUCCCAGGAUCCUUAGCUUAGUGAUGAGCUUUGAGGGCACUAUGGUGUUGAAUGCUGAGCUGUAGUCAAUGAAUAGCAUUCUCACGUAGGUGUUCCUCUUGUCCAGGUGGGAAAGGGCAGUGUGGAGUGCAAUAGAGAUUGCAUCAUCUGUGGAUCUGUUGGGGCGGUAUGCAAAUUGGAGUGGGUCUAGGGUUUUUGGGAUAAUGCUGUUGAUGUGAGCCAUGACCAGCCUUUCAAAGCACUUCAUGGCUACAGACGUCAGUGCUACGGGUCGGUAGUCAUUUAGGCAGGUUAUCUUAGAGUCCUUGGGCACGGGGACUAUGGUGGUCUGCUUGAAACAUGUUGGUAUUACAGACUCAGUCAGGGACAUGUUGAAAAUGUCAGUGAAGACACUUGCCAGUUGGUCAGCACAUGCUCGGAGUACACGUCCUGGUAAUCCGUCUGGCCCUGCGGCCUUGUGAAUGUUGACCUGCUUAAAAGUCUUACUCACAUCGGCUACGGAGAGCGUGAUCACAUAGUCAUCCGGAACAGCUGGUGCUCUCAUGCAUGCUUCAGUGUUGCUUGCCUCGAAGCGAGCAUAGAAGUGGUUUAGCUCGUCUGGAAGUCUUGUGUCACUGGGCAGCUCGCGGCUGUGCUUCCCUUUGUAGUCUGUAAUAGUUUUCAAGCCCUGCCACAUCCAACGAGCGUCAGAGCCAGUGUAGUAUGAUUCAAUCUUAGUCCUGUAUUGACUCUUUGCCUGUUUGAUGGUUCGUCGGAGGGCAUAGCGGGAUUUCUUAUAAGCGUCCGGGUUAGAGUCCCGCUCCUUGAAAGCUGCAGCUCUACCCUUUAGCUCAGAGUGGAUGUUUCCUGUAAUCCAUGGCUUCUGGUUGGGGUAUGUACGUACGGUCACUGUGGGGACGACGUCAUCGAUGCACUUAUUGAUGAAGCCAGUGACUGAUGUGGUGUACUCCUCAAUGCUAUCUGAAGAAUCCCGGAACAUGUUCCAGUCUGUGCUAGCAAAACAGUCCUGUAGCUUAGCAUCUGUGUCAUCUGACCACUUUUUUAUUAACCGAGUCACUGGUGUUUCCUGCUUUAGUUUUUGCUUAUAAGCAGGAAUCAGGAGGAUAGAGUUAUGGUCAGAUUUGCCAAAUGGAGGGGGAGAGCUUUGUAUGCGUCUCUGUGUGGAGUAAAGGUGGUCUAGAGUUUUUUUUCCUCUGGUUGCACAUUUAACAUGCUGGUAGAAAUUAGGUAGAACGGAUUUAAGUUUCCCUGCAUUAAAGUCCCCGGCCAAGUUGCCCCCAUCCCUCCUGCUAAUUGGGCAACAUUUGUUAAUUUGUUAUGUCUGAGUGAGGGAAAUGCUGUAAAUUAAGAGGACUCGAUGUAUUUUGAAAGAUGAGACGUUGAGGAUUAUAAUAAAUACUGCUUUGAUGUCGUACAAGCAAGCCAAACACCUGUGAGUCCAAAUGUGCACUUCAAAUUCCUAUAUCAUAAAUCUCAUGUCAUAUACAGUGUCAACAUUUAUGAUCACUAUGUUUGAUGUACAGUUACAAGAUGACAUGGCAUCAUACCCUGUGUUGUCCUGAACAGAAGGAGCCUAUGUUUGUCUAGUGUGAAGAAAAUUCACCACGGCACACACACCUGAAUGCACUCAUGACUCCUUUCUUUGCCCACCAAAAUUAUGAUCUGUUUCCCUGAAUUGCCUUGUGAAAGCCUAACACUGUAAGAUCCUAUUUUACAACUUUGCUAGUCAUUUCAAAUGAUGCCCAUCUGACCCAGAUGAUUUAUAAUGGACUUUUGGGGGAUUGCGUAAACAACAACAGUAAUUGUGUGAUGGCGGGGAUGCAGGGUUGUGUUCCAAAUAAAACAACUACAAGUGCGCUUGCUCUAGUUCCUCAACGGCACAGCUAGGAGAGCUCAAAAAAGCACCUUAUAGUUGAAGACUCUUUUUUGAGUCAUAAAAGUGCAUUGAAAUUACUUAGGAACUGUGCAUACUUUGGAGAGGUGUGUGGCCACUUAGAGACACCAGUUAGUCCUCUCACUCAAACCCUUGUAAUUGUUCUGUCUUAUGUUGCACCUACCCCACAUUUUCCAGGAAUAUUCUAAUCAUGUUACUGAAUGUAUCCAGAGUAUUUUCAGAUUUCGUUAUCAUACAAAUGCAGCGAAAAGUGCAGUAUAUGUAAAAUGCACCAAUAAUCAACAAUGCAAUGUUUAGAUUCAGUCUUAUGUCAGUUGAACUGUUGUGUCCUCAACUUUGGUCUAAUCAUUUUCCAAUAAUCUCCAAACUGUUCCCUUUCAAUUGCUACCAUGCUUAUGCAUUUCAUAGAAACUUAAGAAUUUUGCCUCCUUACCUUUGGUCUAACAAUUUCCCCAUAUUAUAAUAUAAUAAUUUUCCCAUCUCAAUUGGGUAUGCAUAUGCUUUUCAUAUUUCUUCUGUUAGAAACAUUUCAAUUUACCCCUAUCCGUAUAGACCAAUUUCCACGAGUGUAAAUGGUUAAUACUGAUGCAUGACUCAUAAAGAACAUGACGUAGCCAUAAUUAUUAAUUUCAAAGUAACUUUCGUGGAUGUUUCAUGCAUAUUGAACUUGAUAAUGAUGAAUGUCAUGAGAGAUAGCAGAGACAAGGGACCAAUCUCAUAGAGGUGUAACCUACGGACUUAACAAACUUGUCAUUAGUCACCCAAAGCGCUUCCUCCUUUCCUGUGGAAAGAGACAUUUCCGCUUCUUAUUUGAUUUGUCCAGAUCAAUGAUUGGGAUUAUCUAGUUUUUUUAUGCACUUUGUGCCGCAAAGAGAUUGUCUGUUAACUAAUGUGGAGAUUACCAUCAAUCUCUGAACCAAAGGCCAUUCAUGUCCUCCCCAAUUUGCCUGGGCUUGGAGAUAACUGGGAAUCUUUGAUGAGCCUUCCACUUCCCUGACACACACCUCGACAUCCGAAGACACCCAUUUCCACCCAUAUCCUCCAUUUUAGUCAUUUAGCAGACGCUCUUAUCCAGAGCGACAUACAGUUAGUGAGUGCAUACAUGCAUUUUUUACUUUUUCAUACUGUCAUUCCCUGUGGGAAUCGAACCCACAACCCAUAACUGGGCCAAUUGUGCGCCACCCCAUGGGUCUCCCGGUCGCGGCCGGCUACGACAGAGCCUGGAUUCGAACCAGGAUCUCUAGUGGCACAGCUAGCACUGCGAUGCAGUGCCUUAGACCACUGUGCCACUCGGGAGGUUCCUCCCUCAGGGAACAGUAUUCUUGUGGUCGCCCAGGUGUCGAUGGGUGAUGCUAUUCAUUUCCUCUGCAAAUAUUAGCUUAAGUCAUCAGAAAGAGUUUUGCACCGUUUCAAGAACAUCUGUAUUUCAUUUUGUUAUAACGUCAAUGCUCAGUGUAUAGCCAAUAACUCCAGUAUAAAAGUAUAACCCCCGACAGUUGGAGCUUUUGUACUGUACAUAUUUCUUGCAGUUCUAUCUGAUGGCUUGUGAGGAUAUGACCAAAAGUAGUGCCUUAUGAGAAAAAUUGAGUGCCAUUUCAGACACAGCCCAGAACAUAGCCAUUUUCUCUGUGUUGGUGAUGCUGGCUGUAUUACAAUGUUCUGGUCAGUGUUCUGGUCUAUGAUCACAGGUCUGUGUGAAGGGUCAUUCUCUCUGUGUUGCAGUAUCUUGGUCUUGGCUUAGAAUCCCUGGAGUCCUCCAGCGUCUGGGAUUCACCUACUUCAUACUGUCUCUGAUGCAGUCUUUCUGGGGCAUGGGAGAGAUCCCACUGAGCGGGGUGAGACACUGACUUUGUCAAGUUUGUUUUCAUCAGUAAUUACACUCUGGAAAGCAACCUUAUAAGACCAUAGAAAGUGUAAUUGGUUGCUAAGCGCAGGUUUUUGCAUUAUGUAACACCUGGCAAACUAGGGGGCUAUUACAUAAAAUGACAUCCUGCCGACUACGCCACGUUUAACGUUGCAAUUACAUUAAUUUUGCUUGAUCUAACUAUAGGAUCGCUGGUGGGACCCUGUCCAGGAUGUGGUCUUGUAUUGGCCAGAGUGGAUCUUCAUUAUUCUCCUUGAGACAUUAUGGCUGUGUCUCACCUUCCUACUGCCUGUGCCUAACUGCCCCACGUAAGUCAAAUCUGCCUGAACACACAAUCUCAACAGGUUUUUCAGUUUAUCAUGUGAUUAUCAUUAUAAAGAUCUUGAUAGAUUACUAUGUGAUGUAUCAAAUCCAAUAAACAAUGAUAUUCUCUAUACAAUGAUAUUCUCUAUACAAAUCCAUGGGAUUUGAAUGGGUGACUGUCCUAAUAUGGACACCGUAUAAAUAAUAAUAAGCCAAGAAGUGAUGACAAUGAAUACAAUUAUUUUCUAUAUUUAUACAUGCUGUGGUGAUGUGAUAUUUGGGCCAGUAAACUGGGGUGAUGCUGUGGCUGUGGCUGUGGCUGUGGCUGUGGCUGUGGCUGUGGCUGUGGCUGUGGCUGUGGCCGUGGUGUGCACUGUGUAGCAUGUGUUGUGCUCGCUAGCUGGUGUUAUGAGCCACUGUGAUUUAUGGGUCUGCGGUUGACGCUUCAGAGGGCAUAAUUAGCCAAUCUCAGUCUGUCAUGCGCAAUAAGACAGGCCGAGGCAGAGGAUCCAUCUUCCUCUCUCUCCCUCCUCUCUGUCUGUCCUCUCUGUGCUCCACUCCUAUUCCUCCUUUUCAGUUUUUUCUGUCCUCCUCUCUCCUGUUCUUGACCCUGCCUGGCAUUGUUGUGCCUCCCAAGGCAGCUGAGUAUGUUUGAUUAAAUGUUGAUUGUCAGAGUGAAUGAAAAGCAUUUUUACUAUUGUCCUUUCUCAUCAACAUAAACUGUACAAUAUGUGUGUUGUUAUUAGAUGUAGAUGUGGCAGUAGAAGUCUAAUCUAACAUUUUUGCAUCCAAUAGAGGUUAUUUGGGGGCUGGUGGGAUUGGGGAUAAUGGCCUAUAUCCCAACUGUACUGGGGGAGCAGCCGGGUACAUUGACAAGUGGUUAUUGGGUGAUAACAUCUACCAUUGGCCAACGUGCAAGGUAAGGAGCAUUACAGUUUUCUCUCUUCCAUUUGUGAUAUAGUAUUUAACAUUUGAACACUUUUUAUUCCAGCAAAGGAUAAAAAUAUAAACUAAAGGCAGGGAAUCUAACGACAAGCACAUUGUUACAAAACAAAUACAACAAAUUAUCUUUACAUUAACCUGCUCCAUAGGAAAUGGCUUGUUAGUUCUUCUCAUGUUGUGUUUUUCAGGCCAUGUAUCGUACUACCCAGCCCUUUGACCCAGAGGGGGUUCUGGGUACUAUCAACUCCAUUGUCAUGGGAUUCAUGGGGAUGCAAGUAAGCAGAGCUCAAGUUUAUGACCCAAUAAUUUUGUACCGUUUUUACCAGAUCUGUACCUCAGUCGUAACUUUUAAAAAGGCCAAAGGUUUAAGUCCUUCUUAUGUGUGUUUUCACGAUAUUUCAAAACUUGAAUAACAAAGGUCAUUCAUGUAAGUUGCAGUAUGGAUAUCAUGUCAACUCAAACUCAUAAACAAACUUAAUUUCAGCAUUUUAUUUCAUUUCAGUUUUUCAUUUCAAUCUUUCAAUUAUUUUCAGUUUUUAAUGAUUUGUCCAUGCAUCAUGACACUAAGGUUGAGUCAGUAGUCUACUAAAAUGGAGGUUGUCUAAGGGACAUUUUUCCGCCUCAUGUCUGCACAGCUGCUCUCCUGUUAUUGACACAGAAUGUCGUCCGAAGGUGAGGACAGAGUUUUGGGGUCUUUAGGGUGGGAGCCUUUAAAACAACUCAUGCACUUUGAUGGCGACAGCGUUGCGUUCAACCGUUUUCUUAGUGGGAAGUUGCCAUGCGAAAGCAGCCGCAUAGCUCAAUUCCCUGUGGGCGGUUGGUGCUGAGCCCUUCAGUCAGCGAGUCUUAGACGACACGCCAGGUGUCCACUCCCCUCGUCUGUGUUUGCCCAUGCUAAUGUCCUCAGCUGAGACAUAUUCAUCAUCACCAAAUUAAUCAGAGAGCGCCGGUGACUUACACGUCACAUCUGGCACCAAAGGGAUAUGAGAAAUAUGACCGCCACACCAGGGGCACACAGCACCCACAUCCACUAUAUGGGCCAAUUUAGUUCACCGACUACAUCUAACCUGUUUAUAUAAUUUUCUCCUUCAAAGGAUCAGUCAUGAUUAAAUGACAUGUAUACCCAGCCUGCUUAGCAGUGUCCUUUCUUUCCACAGGCGGGAAAAAUUCUACUUUUUUACAGGAAAAAGGAUGUCAGCAUCCUCUCCCGAUUCCUAGUAUGGGCCAUCCUCCUGGUAUGUACUGUAAAGCCUCCCACAUCUGUUCAGAAAUAUUACUGGCAUGUUUUAGUCUCUUUCUGCAUUACUUUGUGAUAAGUCAACACCACAGCCCAUGAUAGAUGUAAUAAUUUCCUUUAAAAUAAAAAUACCUGUGAUGAGUGUGAUGGAAGGAGUCAGGCGCAGGAGGGUAAUCACCAAAUACAGAGUUGAUUCCUUCGUUACACUAAAUACGCUGGAAUAGCGACAAACGAAACAGGCACAGGGGAAACUAUCUACCCUGGCAAUACACUGUAACGGUAUCUCCAACAAUACAUAGGCACAGGGGAAAUAUCUACCCUGGCAACAAAAUGGUACGAGUUGCUCCACCGAGCUACACUACUCUCACAAAUAACAAUCACCCACAAGGACAAGGGGGCAGAGGGAACACUUAUACACGGACUAAUGAGGGGAUUAGAACCAGGUGUGUGUGGUUGACAAGACAAGACAAAUGUGAUGAUAAUUGGGGCGGCAGUGGUUAGUAAGCCGGUGACGACAAACGCAGAAGCCUGCCCGAACAAGGAGGGGAGGUAGCCUCAGCGGAAGUCGUGACAAUACCAAAGACCAAACAAGACUAAAGCUAAUGCCUCUCCCGUGCAGUCUAUUGGUGGUUAUAUUUUUAUUUUAUAAGGGAAGCCACAUGACGAUGUGGCACUAUAAAGAAAUAUAAGCCAUUUGGCGUUUAACUUUUUAGUCACUAGUUAGUCGUAGCUGCAUAACAGCUCAUUAGCAGUCUGUCUGUAGUAGGUAUGGGAUCUCUGUGUAUGUUAAAACAACACAACCAUGUAUGGCUGUCUGUUUCUUGGCGGACAUAAGUAUCUUCUGUCCCAGGGGAUAGUCUCUGUCUCUCAUUGCUUGUGUGUCUCUCGUGUGGUUUCAGAACGUACAAAUCCUGCAUAUUAGUUACAUUGAGCUCCGACAUCAUGGCAAAGAUCUCAUGUUCUCCUCUUUAUUUACUAUGCUCUGCUGAAGUGUAUGAUUGUACCCUACCCUAAGAUUCAAUUCACAGUAGCAGAUGCUGGUUUUAUGCUACAGUAUAAACCAGUAUUCCUCACUACAGGUACUCAACAACUGUAGUGAGGAGACUUUUGUCCCAGUCUAACCAUAAUAUUGUUAGCUAACAUCUGAUUAGAAACCAAUCAUCAAGACCAAGAUAAGCUGAAUCUAUUGUUUGAGUGCUGAGCUGGAACAAAUGCCUAUACACUCUGGUCCUCCAGAACCAGAAGUGAAGUACACCAGUGGUAUUGAUGUAAAGAUAAGUCAUUAUGAAAUAACUGUGAUUCUUACAUAGAUUGACGGGUAAUGUUAUUGUGUUGGUGGGAUAGUGCUCUGUGUGGGUGGUCUCAAAACAGAAAGGGAUACAAGCUGGCCACUAUUUCAUUUGGGGAGACUCUAUCCCGUGGGGAAAAGGUAAGUGUCGUGAAAUGUAGACCACUCUUUUCAUCUGUUUGCCAACAAAGGGAAGACCCUCCACUCAAACGAGAUUGACAAAUCCCAUGUAGUGAUUUUAUUUUAGCCUAAUCAUGUGGACUAUGUUAAUUAUGGCAGAGUUACAUGGCAUUGGCUGUAGUGAGAGGUUCCAUGUUACGGUGGAAGGGAAGGGGUCUUGAGUUCCAGGACCCGGUGACCAGGGGUGGUGAUGGAGAGGUUUUAGCUGGAUCAGAAACCCUUUGAAGUCUCACUACAGCAAGGAAAAACAAGGAACCAAACAGACUGGGAAUGUCUUGAGGCCGCUUUAAAAACUGUAAAAUGGAGGAUGAAUUUUGCCUUGUUAUAGAGUUUUAUUAAGUCUUAUUCUAAAUAUUAAAAUUUGCGUAGGUUUGAGUUUCCAUUAUAUCAUAAAUUAAUUAUCCUUUGAUGUAGAUAGUUAAACUUGAUGUAAUAGAUUAUGUUAACAUGAAGCAAUUAUUUAGAUAAUUAUCUAGAACAAAAGAGACUCCAAUUUCGGUACAAUCAUACCUUUUAAAAGCAGAUUGUAUAAUGGGAUUCAGAUGCAUCGCCCUAUAAAAAGGGGAAUGUAUUCGUGUGUUCUGUGAACCAGUACAACAUCAUCGGAGGCCCCAUCAGGGGCAUUUAAAUGUUAUUAUCUUCAGCUCCUAUGACAAAUCUGUCCAUUAUGUUUCUUGGGUUGAAUCUUAUUGACUGUUAUUAUAGGGGGCGAGUAGCUUGGGGGAGCCAAAAUAAAUUAGAUCCAUUUUGUACUUCCCAGAGGCGCAGGGUGAUAAAGUAAGCCACCUUUAUGUAAAAUCAUUACCAGCCUAUGUUUGUUCUAUUUUUAUAUUUCUUUCACACAAUUUACCAGUUAGUACUAGCAGCCAUGACAAUAUUACAAUACUCUGUACUGUAUGUUAUUGUUAUGUUGGAGAUGUCCUAUAGAAUAGGCAGAUAUAGAAUAGGUUGUCUUCAAAAGGUGUUUGCAGAAAUACAGAUUCAAAAAGGACACUGCCAAUGGAAUUUUGGCAGUGUUGGCAGCACAGCAUCGAUCUGUUUCCUCAUGUCAGAGAAGCUGAGGGUGUAACGCUUUUUCUGUAGAGGUGUCUUUUUCCGCCUUCAUUUUCUCUGAGUAUCUCUGAGAUGCAAACAUGCUACAAACUAAGUCAUUGCAUUUUGGUUUUGAUUUGAUGAUGAACUUUUUAUUGGAAUUAUAGCCCAUUUUACUUACAGAAACAUGGAACAGUGUUCCGUGUCUUUCCACACAUUGAUGGUGAAAAGAGUCAGACUGAUUGACCAGCUCUUAUUAUUGACUUGUCUGAUAAGAUGUGACCUUCUAGGAGAGGUUUGAAGCUGUACUUCAGCAGCCUCUUGUAUCAGAAAUGUGCUCUUGACAUUAGUAGUUAGCCCUGCCUGAUAAGGAGCUAAUUGAUGCAGCCAGCCAACCACAGAUACUCACACACCAGAGACAGCUUUCUACACAGAAUCCACUUCAGGCAGACCAGGGACAGUAUUAUACACAGAUAACACAGUUGGCAGGUCGAAACGUCACUUUUUAACCUUAAAGUGUAAUAAACUCCUCCACUUUUCUUUGUGAGCGAGAAUUUAGCCUACAGACAGUUCACCACUAGGAGGGACAUACAGGAUGUUUCAGUAGUGUUGUUGUGGCAUGAAUUCUCUGGCUGACUGACGGUGCCUUGAUAUUCCGGGGCGGCCAUGCUUCCUCAUCCCAAUAAACAGCAGCCAGAGUUAAUUAAAGCUCAACGAUCUGGGCUGGGGAGUGAGAGAUUGAAAUUGAGCGAUUGCCCCACAUACCAGCCCCGUCCCUAUUUCUGCCUGCCUGCAUAGCCUGGAGACUCAAUCUAGCCACAGCCAGGCUAUUUCCACACCAUUGAUUCUGUCAUCUAUACAAAUGAUGGAUAGCCACCGAACAAGCAUGUUUAGGUUUGGAUCUACAGGGUUUCUUAAAGGAAUGCACAAGCACAACUCAAAAAUUGAAAUAAAGCUAAAUUAUUUCUUAUAGGUAAAUAAAUAUAUGAUGCAAUAAAGGUGUUUAUUGAUAUUUGAUAUGCAGUAGAUAUGCCAUUUGUUUAUAAGAAUUGGUAGAUAGAAGCAUUAUUAUUCUAGGGUACAAGUGGAUUCACUACGAGCUGGGAGAGAUCCAACUAUGGUAGGGGUGGAUUUAAACCAGUUGGUUUGCAGUUCUUUCGUGAGGGACCUUGUUGAUCUGAGGCUCAGAUAAUCAAUGAAUCUGCCUCACUCACUCGAUUCUGUUGGCCCACGUUUUAGCAGACCCAAUACUGCUUGCUUUAUCGCCCGCAUCGAUUUGAAAUCUGUUUCGUUUCCACCCUCAGGGAAUCUCCACAGCCAUCCUUUCUAAGUGCACGCGAGACGAAGGAUUUAUACCUGUCAAUAAAAACCUUUGGUAAGUGAUUCCUGACCCUCUAAAUCCAGUCACUUUUCCCUCACAAAAGAGAGGAUGAGUUUCCAGCAGGCACAAAUCACGGCCUGCUAAAACACGCGUUUACUUGCCUUUAACGACAGAUACGACUGUAAAUAAUCACCCCGGCUGUCAGAGAGUGUGAGGCAAGCCGGGCGAUACAUCCUCCAACAAGAUCACUCUUCUUUACAGCCAGAAGGAAAACAGUCUGUUUUAUACUCCCUCCCUACCCCACCAUCAUGGCAGGAAAACUGUCCCCUAGCCAGCUCUCAGUAAAAGGUUCUACCUGGAACCACAAAGGGUUUUCCUACAAGGACAGCUGAAAAACCCUUUAUGGUUCUAGAUAGCCCCUCCGUUUCUAAAAGUGUAGAGGGUCAAUAUGGAGUUCAGGGGACAGUAUUACUAUGGGAAAUUCACAACUCACACAGUACUCACUGUAUUCCCACAGAGUAUAAAAAGGAUAGGAAUUCAAUGUCUAGACUUUCCUGGAUGCACAAAUAUUUGAUGAACAUUUCAAUCACGGUAAUGAUUUUGCAUGAAAUAUAGUAUGAUUACAGCCAUAUAUGUUAUAGCUGACGUAUUUCUUCCACGCUCACACUGCAUGUAAAAUUAAUAUGAAUCAUUUUAAUGUCAUGUCAGACAGAGUACCAUUUCAUCUAUGAUAUGUAAGCAGAAUCUCCCAUGAUUCUCCCACAUGAGCGUCUUCUCUAUAGCCAUGCUCAUUCAUAGCCAUUAUACCUGCCCUGGUUUUAUAGGCAGUUCAUCAUGCGCAGGUUUUUGAGCUCUUGAGUAUGAGUCCCAGCCUUAGAGUCUUUUUUGGACCGCCUUCAGAUUAGAUAAAAGAUGCCUGCUGCUGCAAGGAUCUGGGAUGUGGCCAUUUUACAUGAGAUGAUAUUACAUCAAACAUUCUUGCACUUUGGAACAGACAGGGACAUGACUCGCCGACAUGGCUCCAUGGCUCCAUGAGCCAAGGAUCCACUAACUGACGCUAAUACAUCAUACUAGACUACCAUACUGUACUGGACUGUAGCUUAGCAUCAGCAGCAAACUCUAUUAUGCAUUUAUAUGGCUGCUUUGUUGUUCACACUUUGUACUGGUCAUCCAAACUCUUGACCACAAGUGCCAAGCUUCCCCAUGGAAAAGUGUACACAUAGUACACUCCUCAUACAGGUAUACAAUACAGAACAGUGUACGCAUAAUAGAGCGCAUUUUAGUUAGAAUAACUAUCUAUUUGUACACUAUGCAACAUACAGUAGAUAGAUACAGGUGCAACUUUUAUAACUCUAUUGCUUGUACAAUAAAGUGUAUUUGUGUUGUGCAUUCAUGUACUGUAGGUCUCUGUCGUAUAUCACCUGCAUGGGCUGUUUCUCUUUCCUCCUGCUGGGAGUCAUGUAUUUCAUCAUGGACGUUAAGGCCUGGUGGGGCGGGCAACCCUUCAUUUACCCAGGUAAGUACACAAAGAUAAUGGCACAGGGGUCCAUUGUUAAGACAUUAAGAAACAAGUCAAUGUGUUACAAUCCAGCGGGCAAAACUGGUCAAAACUGGUUGAAAUGAUGUCAUCAUAAUGAUGUUAUUUCAACCAGUUUGUGGUUGUGAUUACGUCAUUUCAAACAGUUUUUCCUGCUGGAAAUGGAUGACAACCUUCCUAAUGGGAAUAAGUUACUGAAAGGAUCCAAGAUUCAUGCAAGCACUUUUGAUAACCAUUACUUUGUUUUUGGAUACCUUGACUUCCUGUCUCUGUGGUGGUCUGCAGGGAUGAACUCCAUCUUUGUGUACGUGGGCCACUCUCUCCUGGGGUCCUACUUCCCCUUCAGCUGGGAGAUGCGCUUCGUGGACAGCCACUGGGAGAAGCUGUUCCAGAGCCUGUGGGCCACCUCCCUCUGGGUCCUCAUCGCUUACCUGUUAUACAGGAAGAAGUUCUUUCUCAAAAUCUAAUAGCGCUACAAUCCAACUCCUUUCAUUCACUGUCUGCUUUCAUUCUGAGCCAUUGUUGUGAGAAUUAUUGCAAAUGCUUGAUUUUAUUGUUUUACUGUAAAGUGUGUUGUGAUUUUAAAUGCACUUGAAAUAAAGUUUGUUUUGAUUUGAUAUGAAAGU